Molecule: messenger RNA, 603 nt
Organism: Triticum urartu
Lineage: Eukaryota; Viridiplantae; Streptophyta; Magnoliopsida; Poales; Poaceae
Biological process (GO): negative regulation of catalytic activity
Molecular function (GO): enzyme inhibitor activity
Source: RefSeq, a predicted model, not a curated record
AUGGCGGCGCGUUGCAACACGCCUAGUGUCAACCUCCUAUCCCUCCUCCUCCUCCUCCUCCUCUCCAGCGCACUCCUCGUCACCGCCGCCGGCAACUCCGCCAAGGACGCCUGCUCCAAGGCGCCAGACCAGCAGUUCUGCGUGGCCUUCCUGGCAGGCAUCCCGGAGAGCAUGACGGUGGACGCGCGCGGGCUGGCGGAGCUGGGCAUCCGUGCCGCGGCCAAGAUCGGCGCCGCGGAGGGCACGGCCGCGCGCACCCAGCUGAACCUGGUCACGAUCAAGGGCCUGCAGUGGCAGUGCAUGGACUCGUGCGUCGCCGACGUGGAGGAGGCCGUCUCCCACCUCGACGUCGACAGGGGCAAGGGCGGCGUCACCGCCAUGGACGACGCCAAGUUCAACGACGCGCGCGACUACGUGGAGAGCGCCGAGAAGGACGGGCUGACGUGGAACUGCGACCAGUGCCGGGAUGGCCUCACGGCGCCCGUCAAGACCGGGCUGCUACCCAAAGGCAACGAGUUCGAGAAGGUCAUGGGGGCCGUCACUGCCCUCAUCAAGCGGGCCGGUGGGAGCGCCGCGCCGGCGCCAGCGCCCGGCCCGUCCUGA